This is a messenger RNA of Colletotrichum karsti, 981 nucleotides long. RefSeq names its product alpha beta hydrolase fold protein. The record is from RefSeq and is a predicted model, not a curated record. Gene Ontology annotation, molecular function: hydrolase activity. The coding region runs from base 1 to 981 and encodes 326 amino acids. NCBI's taxonomy places the organism in Eukaryota, Fungi, Ascomycota, Sordariomycetes, Glomerellales, Glomerellaceae. The transcript is spliced from 2 exons.
AUGCCAGAAAUCGACAAAAAUGCCAUGCUCAACAACAGAGACGACAUUCACUACAGGAUGACAAUUUGCAUGCAAAAACAUAGUGCAGUCAUUAUGGAUUACAGCUAUCACAUCACCUCACUAGAGAAUGCCGCAGACAGCCUGCGCAUCGCGUACGUCGAUGAGCAGCCAGCAUCACAUUUGAAAGGCGUCAUUGUCCUCAUUCAUGGCUUCCCCCAGACUUCAUACCAGUAUCGCAAAGUCAUCGGUCCACUGGUUUCUGCCGGCUAUCGAGUCGUCGUGCCCGAUUAUCGCGGCGCAGGACUAUCCUCCAAACCCGACAGCGAUUUCAGGAAAACGACCAUGGCAAACGACAUGAUCCUGCUAUUGGACUACCUGAAGAUCACGGAUCCAGUGCACAUAGUCGGUCAUGAUAUCGGCGGCAUGAUCGCCUACGCCUUCGCAACCCGCCACGCUGAUCGCACCGCCUCUCUGGUAUGGGGUGAGUGCCCUCUCCCGGGUACCACUGCUCACGAAGAGGAUCGAACCACCCACGGCGUGCAGCAGUUCCAUUUCCUCUUUCACUCGGUGCCAGACCUACCCGAAGCACUCGUUUCGGGCCGCGAAGAGAUCUACCUCAGCCACUUCUUCGACAAAAUCUCUCACAGGCGCUUGGCUAUCUCGAAGGCUGACCUGGACCACUACGUCGAGAUGUACAGUCGGCCUGGAGCUCUACGCUGCGCGUUUGGUGUUUACAGGGCCUUCUUGACGGAUGCACGCGAGAACCGCGAGUGGAUUGAGCAGCAUGGCAAGUGCAAGGUCAAGUCUUUGGGUCUAAGUGGAGGCGAAGGUAGGCACAAGGAAACUGCGCUGGAGAUGUUUGAGGAGGUUCACGAAGAAGGGUCGGUGCAGAUCGCGGAGGUCCCAGGGAGCGGACACUAUGUGGCAGAGGAGAAUCCGGAUGGUUUUGUUCAAGCCAUUCUCAGUUUCAUUAAACAAUAG